Messenger RNA from Papaver somniferum (opium poppy), 2269 nucleotides. Its product is annotated as ubiquitin carboxyl-terminal hydrolase 24-like. The coding region runs from base 139 to 1770 and encodes 543 amino acids. The record is from RefSeq and is a predicted model, not a curated record. Gene Ontology annotation, molecular function: cysteine-type endopeptidase activity; cysteine-type deubiquitinase activity. The transcript is spliced from 8 exons. NCBI's taxonomy places the organism in Eukaryota, Viridiplantae, Streptophyta, Magnoliopsida, Ranunculales, Papaveraceae. Gene Ontology annotation, biological process: protein deubiquitination. Gene Ontology annotation, cellular component: cytosol; nucleus.
UAUAUAUAUAUAUAUAUAUCUCCUGCUGUCUAACAACUUCUCUUUCUCUGUUCAAAACUAGUUUCCUAGAAACCCUAAAAGUUUCAAUAAGAUUUAUUUUCAUAUUCCAUUGGAAAAAGCUCAGAUUUUGUUCUUUCAAUGACAGAUUCUAAGGAGGUAUUUGUUUUUGGGUCAUUCACUAAAGAAGAUGUCAGUUUGUUCAAAACCCAGCCAUCCGCUAGUCAGCCUAUGGAAAAGAAAGAAUUACAGUUUGGCUCUUUAGACGCAGCAACUAUAAGCUCCGUGGGUUGCUUUAAGGUUGAACACAAGCAGGAUGAUAUUUCUAAAGAGGUAAAAAAUGUCAAUUCACCAAACCCUACGAGAAAGGAAAAUCCACUCAAGAGUGUAAAUACAACAAAUGACGAACAGCGUAGAGUGUUCGCAAGUAUUGCAGAGAAUGGAAAUGAUACAUCUUCCUCCAGCUGUCCUCCACUUGUCAACGGGGUAGUAGAGAGAACUAGCGCAGACAUAAGUUCAUUAUGUAUAUCCCAAACUACAGAAUGUGCGCAGGAGCAAUCAAUUUCAGACCUUGAGUAUGGAAUAGAAACUGUUACCUCUUUCCCAGAGGGGAUAAAUGCCGUGGACUCAUCAGAAGGUUUGUCAUCAAAACAGGAUACUCUUAAGGUGGUAUCGAAUGGGCCAGCUGCAUCUUUUAAAGCGUUAUUACCUCGAGGUUUAAUCAACUCAGGGAACCUAUGCUUUCUCAAUGCAUCACUUCAGGCUCUUCUCUCCUGUUCUCCAUUUGUUCAGCUUCUGCAGGAACUAAGAGCUUACGAUAUUCCAAAGAUUGGAUAUCCUACAUUACAUGCGUUUAUCGAGUUUAUCUCCCAUUUUGAUACUGCUGAUACAAGCUCGAAGAAAUCCCAAAUGGUGGUAACUCAGACUGGGAUGCCUUUCAUCCCCGCUAUGUUUGAGCCGGUUUUGAAAAAUUUCACUCCCGAUGUACCAAAUAGUGUGUCAGGAAGGCCAAGACAAGAAGAUGCUCAGGAGUUUCUCUGUUUUGUGAUGGAUCAAAUGCAUGAUGAAGUGCUCAAGCGUUUUGGUCAGGUUUCAAAUACAGGUGGGGGGAAUUUCUCUACCACUUCUCCUUCAGAAGAUGAAGGGUGGGAGACUGUGGGUCCAAAAAACAAAUCUGCAGUUACCAGAACACAAAGUUUAGUUCCAUCUAAAAUAAGUGAAAUAUUUGGGGGACAGCUGAGAAGCGUUGUGAAAUCUAAAGGCAACAAGGACUCUGCUACGAUUCAGCCUUUCCUCUUGCUCCACCUUGAUAUUUUUUCAGGAUCUGUUCGUACUGUUGAGGAUGCACUUCGGCUGUUUUCUUCCCCUGAAACAUUGGAAGGGUACAAAACAUCUGCAGCUGGCAAGGCUGCGUCCGUGAGUGCGAGCAAGUCAAUAAAGAUACAAGCAACUUCCAAGAUAAUGAUAUUACAUCUUAUGCGGUUUAGUUAUGGAAGCCGCGGAAGCACCAAACUCCAUAAGCCCGUGCGUUUUCCACUGGAACUAGUCCUGGGCCGUGAGUUGCUUGCUUCUUCGUUAUCUGAGGGUCGAAGGUAUGAGCUCUUUGCAACAAUAACUCAUCAUGGAAAGGAGCCGUCGAAGGGCCAUUACACUGCCGAUACUCGCUGUUCAGAUGGAAAAUGGUUGAGGUAUGAUGAUGCUUCUGUAACUGCGGUGGCUGUAAACAAAGUGUUGCAUGAUCAGGCCUAUCUCCUAUUCUACAAACAAGUAUAGGGGUUCCUGAAGGAGAUGAAGAAUCUUGAAGUUUCUGAACCAAGACUUUGUCCUUUUAUCGUUUUAUAGUUGAUGGGUCCCCCUUUUCUUUGUUGGUAAAAAAUGGAAUGUACGAGUUUAGUUUAUUAAGGGCAGAAGCUGGUUCCGGUGGUGUGUUAAACCAGUGUGCACAUAUUUCGACCAAGCUCAGACGGUUACGAUGCGUGUUAACGUGACAUCAACAAAGUUGUUUGCAGAGACGGGCCUAUGAAGGGGUUAACUGAGGCUCUCACCCAUCCUUCGAUAGAGGAGAUUUUUACUGAAUUAGAUAUUUGCCCAAUUUUACUCGUUAUUAGCCCAUGUAUCAUGUUAUAACAUCACCUUAUUUUCGAAACCUGUUUUGGGGCAUACUCAUUUUUUUUUUUGAGGCAUACUCAUUCAUUAUACCAUCUAGGGUGGGUUUAUAAGGGGUGUCUAAAGAUAGUAUAAUUACCUAUAUAUCCUUAAACAAUUUAAAUUA